Messenger RNA from Nomia melanderi (Alkali bee), 4539 nucleotides. The record is from RefSeq and is a predicted model, not a curated record. Lineage: Eukaryota; Metazoa; Arthropoda; Insecta; Hymenoptera; Halictidae.
AGACAAUAAUUUCCAAUUGCGAUCCGACCGCGGUACUCUCCGGCAGAAAUUCGCGAACGAAACUUGUUCUCAGCUUCUGCAAAGUCGCUGCCAGUUAAGGUCUAUUCCGUUCAGUUUGUUAUCUGGGUCAGUAGCUCUUCGGUUAAAGUAUUCCAUUAAUAAUCGUCUUAUUGUUUGUUCGAAGCCAUUUUUACCAUUUACGGAGCAAUCCGGUUUUCCGGUUCACCGUAUUGUCGAUUGUACAGAAUUGAGAUAUUUCAGUAGAUUUAACCAGUGGACAGACCAUGGAACACUAUAACCACCUAGCAGCAGAAGAUGGAAGCUAAAUGGCCCCUUCGAAUAUGCAAUCCGUCCUAUAUUGUACAUGCAUAUUUUUUGUUGAUUAUUCAGUGACGAAUAAUGUUGAAUCAUAACAGCUCUAAUUUGUGAUGAUUAAUAUGUAUUCUUUUAUAAUAGCAUUAUUAUUGUAGUGUUUUGUAUUUUCAUUUAAAGUAACAUGAAAUUUAUAGUGAAAUCGUAAUCAUAGCGUUAAUUAAAAUUGUAGUAUUGUGAUAUGAAUAUAAAAAGGAGGAUGGGAAUUAUUAGUUAGACUAAUUAAUAUCGUUCAAUUGAGAUUUUAUAGAAUGAACGAUGCGAGAAAUUCAAAAUGUCUACGUGGAAGGCGUGGAUCGUGGCGCUACCUACACGUGCUUCAGUAGUCCCCUGAUGUAGGGGUUUGACACGUAUGCUGUUUCCCUUGUUUCCGGAUUUGUAUAAAUGACAGUUGACUAUUGGAGCAAUAUCGUUGUCUUUCGUUUUUAUGCGACUUUAUUGUGAUCAGAUCCCUAAUAGGAAAUAUUCCUGACAGAGUAUAAAACGGCAGCAAAAUGAGUACCGUUGCUGAACAACCUUGUUACACCUUGAUUAACAUUCCAACCGACACAGAGCCAUUAAACGAGCUCCAGCUAAAGCGGGAUCUCGAGAAAGGCAAUGUUCAGACAAAAAUUGAAGCUCUUAAAAAGACCAUCCAUAUGAUCCUAAGUGGAGAACGCUUGCCGGGACUUCUGAUGACUAUCAUCAGGUUUGUCCUGCCAUUGCAGGAUCACACGAUCAAAAAGCUUCUUUUAAUAUUCUGGGAAAUAGUUCCGAAAACUUCUCCUGAUGGCAAACUGCUCCAAGAAAUGAUCUUAGUUUGCGAUGCAUAUAGGAAGGACUUACAGCACCCAAAUGAAUUUGUCAGAGGUUCAACUCUGAGAUUCUUAUGUAAAUUGAAGGAGCCAGAACUUCUGGAGCCACUUAUGCCCGCAAUAACUGCGUGUUUAGAGCACAGACAUUCAUAUGUUAGACGUAAUGCUGUGUUGGCCAUUUUUACAAUUUAUAGGAACUUUGAGUUCCUAAUCCCUGAUGCUCCAGAAUUAAUAGCCAAAUACUUGGAAGGAGAGCAGGAUAUGUCUUGCAGGAGAAAUGCGUUUUUGAUGUUGCUACAUGCUGAUCAAAGUAGAGCUUUGGCUUAUUUAGCUGCUUGUUUGGACCAAGUACCCAACUUUGGUGAUAUAUUGCAACUGGUUAUUGUUGAAUUAAUUUACAAGGUUUGUCUUGCCAAUCCAUCUGAAAGAGCACGUUUUAUUAGAUGCAUUUACAGUUUAUUGAACUCUCCAAGUGCUGCUGUGCGUUAUGAAGCAGCUGGUACUUUAGUGACACUUUCUAAUGCUCCUACAGCAAUUAAAGCUGCAGCCUCCUGUUAUAUAGAGUUAGUUGUCAAAGAAAGUGACAACAAUGUCAAACUGAUCGUGCUAGACCGUUUAAUUGCAAUGAAGGACAGUCCUGUUUAUGAAAGAGUCCUCCAAGAUCUGGUUAUGGAUGUACUUAGAGUUCUAGGUUCACCAGCAUUAGAAGUCAGAACUAAAACACUAGCUUUGGCUAUGGACUUGGUAACCACUCGUACGAUAGAAGAAAUGGUUCAGCUCUUAAAAAAGGAAGUACUGAGAACCGCUGGCGGGGAACACGAAGAUGCUGGCAGAUACAGGCAGCUUCUUGUACGAACGUUGCAUGCCUGUUCCAUUAAAUUCGCAGAUGUAGCGGCUACAGUAAUUCCUGUGCUGACAGAUUUUCUAUCCGAAAAUAAUGAAGCCGCGGCGACCGAUGUUCUGGUGUUUGUUCGUGAAGCUAUUCAACGAUUUGAAAAUCUUAGACCGCUCAUUGUCGAAAAGCUUCUUGAAGUAUUUCCACAUAUCAGAUCAGUAAAGGUACAUAGAGCUGCACUAUGGAUUUUGGGUGAAUAUGCUACAUCAAAGGAAGACAUUGAAACUGUUAUGAGUCGCAUAAGAUCUGCCUUAGGAGAAUUGCCAUUAUUAGAGGCAGAGAAUAAGCGUCAAGCUGGGGAAAAAUCCGAAGAUGGAACCACUCCAGCUGCUCCAGCACAGUUAGUCACAUCGGAUGGAACCUAUGCUACGCAGAGUAUAUUUAGUGCCGCGUCUACCCGUAAGAAAGAAGAGAAACGUCCGGUGUUGGUACAGUACAUGAUGGAGGGCCAUUUCUUUGUCGGUGCCUCGUUAGCCACAACCUUAGCCAAGUUAGCACUUCGUUACAAAGGCCUUGAAAGUGACAUCCAAAAGAGCAAUCGCAUGCAGGCAGAAGCGAUGAUGGUGAUGACAAGUGUGCUGCAGUUGGGUCGUUCAGGUCUACCUACGAAAGCAAUGACACACGACGAUGCCGAACGGUUGACUCUCUGCUUAAGAUCUUUAGCUUGCCCAACGCCACUCGUACAGCAAGUGUUCACCGAAGGUUGCCGCGAUGCUCUUGGCAGAAUGUUAACAGCAAAGGCGGAGGAAGAUUCGCAAACUCAGAAGGCCAAAGAAAAGCCAGGUAGUAUCGUCCAAGUGGAUGAUGCCAUACAGUUCUUGCAAUUGAGCCGUGGAUCAGAUCUAACGGGUGGAGCCGGCGACAUGUUUGAACAGAGCCUUAGCGCUGCUGUUGCUGGAAGACCAGGUUCCGGCAGCGACAUACCAGCUCCUAGCGCUUUAAGCAAGGUUACCCAAUUAACCGGCUUCUCGGAUCCCGUUUACGCAGAAGCUCUGGUCCACGUCAAUCAAUACGACAUUGUGCUUGAUGUAUUAAUCGUUAAUCAAACGGAAGAUACCCUGCAGAAUUGCACUCUAGAGCUAGCGACGAUGGGCGAUUUGAAGCUUGUAGAAAGACCGCAACCCAUCGUGCUUGCUCCGAGAGAUUUCGCGAGUAUCAAGGCAAACGUGAAAGUAGCCUCCACGGAGAACGGAAUCAUAUUUGGGAACAUAGUUUACGACGUGUCCGGUGCUGGAUCCGACAGGAGUGUCGUAGUAUUGAAUGACAUACACAUUGACAUCAUGGAUUACAUAGUUCCGGCAACUUGCACCGAUACGGAGUUCCGGCAAAUGUGGGCAGAGUUCGAGUGGGAGAACAAGGUGUCUGUAAAUACCACGUUGUCGGAUCUGAGGGAGUAUCUUGCCCAUUUACUGAAGUCGACGAAUAUGCGUUGCCUGACUCCAGAAAAGGCACUGUCGGGUCAAUGUGGUUUCAUGGCGGCGAACAUGUACGCGAAAUCGAUAUUCGGCGAGGACGCAUUAGCGAACAUGUCCAUUGAGAAACCAUUGAACAAACCGGACGCCCCAGUGGUCGGCCACAUCCGCAUCAGAGCGAAGAGCCAAGGAAUGGCGUUGUCGUUAGGGGACAAAAUUAAUUCCACGCAGAAAGGCCCGCAGAGCAAGGUCGUGCAAGCCGCUUAAAAGCAUAGUAGUUUUUAAUCUGAUUCAUGAAACCUCAGUAUUCGAGUUAUUACGGGAAAACCUAAUUGGACUUGGCAGUACAUCACAAAUGGCGGCCACCAUUUGUCUUCAUCAAUUCCACGACCUCGGUUCGUUUCAAUUAGAUAUUGAUUUUAUAUAAAUGUAAGCCCGUAAUUAAGUUAUGUGUCACUUUAUACACCGUUCGUUUCUCUUUCUGUACAACACUGUUUAACGACGAUACCUAUUGUAUCCACGAAUGGAGAAAUAUAUAUAUAUACAUAUAUAUAUACAUACGAUACUUUAGCUAUAAGUAUGAGUUUCGUUUCAUUGAAACUUGAUUCAUUUGGUACGUAUUUUUUAUGAAAUAAAGAACAAACGCACUCUAUUGCCCUUUAUGAGACAGUUUAUUAGUGUAUGACAAAAAAUAUUAUUUCCGGAUACAAUGACCAUCGUUCAGAUUGGGGUCAUUCAACCAGUUAUAUACAAUCAAUGGCACUUUCAACAGGCAAGCAAUAUGAUCGAGACAUAUUUACCUUUUUAUCAUCGAAAAUGGAUUACGUUAUUUCAUAUUUCAUAACCAGCCUCCUUUUCGAGGCGAUCUACCAAUCGGAUGCCGUGGCGAUUUCGGUUUAGCAUCGACGAGUCUUUCCUUAUCUUCCGACGCGAAUUUCUUCGGGCUCAUAGCUGGCUUUAGUCGCGACUUGUUUAUUUUAUUAUCUGUAGGCGCCGAUAGCGUAGAAUCUUGGGAUUUUUCGCCUGAUCUCGAUGAAGGUAGAGCUUGACGCACGUUAAUUGAAUG